Messenger RNA from Pseudocercospora fijiensis CIRAD86, 393 nucleotides. RefSeq lists its product as uncharacterized. The record is from RefSeq and is a predicted model, not a curated record. The coding region runs from base 1 to 393 and encodes 130 amino acids. The transcript has a single exon. NCBI's taxonomy places the organism in Eukaryota, Fungi, Ascomycota, Dothideomycetes, Mycosphaerellales, Mycosphaerellaceae.
AUGUGCAAAUCCUUCCACAACCUCUACACCUGCGGCCACGCCAGCAAACCCCAAAUCGACUUCUGUCCCCUCUCCACCCCCUCAAGGUCCACCCGCGCCCACUUCGAAUCCCGCCAACCCUGCGACCUGAUAAACAAACAACCCAUGGAAGGUCGCAGAAAAGAGUACUGUUGCAAGCCCGCGUGCUGCGAGAAGAAAGUCGCAGAAGUCAAACUCAAAUCGGAUCUUGUGAAGCGGAAACUCGAGAAGCAGAAGGGGAGUAAGCGGAAAAGUCAGGAUUUGGGGGAGAUGAAAAAAUUGGAGGAGGAGUUUGAACGUAGGGCUCGAGAGUGGAUUUCGGAGAAGGGGGUUCAUGGGGGGUGUAGGGAGAGGAGGAAUGGGGAUGAUGAGUGA